Molecule: messenger RNA, 1380 nt
Organism: Medicago truncatula (barrel medic)
Lineage: Eukaryota; Viridiplantae; Streptophyta; Magnoliopsida; Fabales; Fabaceae
Product: embryonic abundant protein VF30.1
Exons: 4
Coding region: 25-1137 (370 amino acids)
Source: RefSeq, a predicted model, not a curated record
GACACUCAUUGCAGCAUAUAACAAAUGGAGCUUACACAUCUAUCUGUUUUAGCUAUUUUUUUCCUAGCUCUCGUGGGAAUCAAUGGCUCUAAAUCAGGGGAAGAAUAUUGGAAAUCUGUUUGGCCUAACACUCUCAUGCCUAAAUCACUUUCAGAUCUGCUGCUGUCUGAAAGCGGUACAAGUGUGCCUAUCCAAGGUAAAGAAGAGAAGCAAUAUUGGACCGUCUUUUUUGAACAUGACCUAUAUCCUGGAAAAAAAAUGAGUUUGGGCAUUCAAAAACAUUCAGAUAUUCAACCGUCACAAUCACAUACACAAGUAUCAGUCAAAAAAGCAAGUCAAUCAUUUGGUACUCGCAAAUGGCUUCGAAAAACAACUGAAAAAGUGAAUCAACCUUUUGGAGUUCUCACAUGGGUUGACAAAGCAACCAAAACACAAACUAAAAAUAGAAAUCAACCUUUUGAAACACGUACAUUGAUUGAUAAAUCAACUGAAGGAGAGAUUGAAAAAGCAAAUGAACCUUUUGAAACACGUACAUGGAAUGAUAAAACAAGUCAACCACUUCCUGCUCACAAAUGGACUGAUAAGGCAAUUGCAAAAGAAACAGAAAAAACAAGUCAACAUCAACAUUUUGUAACACACACAUCAGAUGAAAAUGAAGCACACAUUCUUGAAGACUAUUGUGGGAGACCAUCAGCAAUAGGGGAAGACAAACAUUGUGCACCAUCACUAGAAUCAAUGAUGGAUUUUGCAAUUUCAAAGCUUGGAAAGAAUAUCAAAGUGAUGUCAAGUUCCUUUUCUAAAAAUCAUGACCAAUAUGUGGUGGAAGAAGUGAAUAAAAUAGGAGACAACGCAGUGAUGUGCCAUAGAUUGAAUUUUAAAAAAGUUCUAUUCUAUUGCCACCAAGUCAAUGCGACAACAACUUACAUGGUUCCAUUGGUGGCAUCCGAUGGAACCAAAUCUAAGGCACUAACAAUCUGUCACCAUGAUACUCGAGGUAUGGAUCCUAAUGUGCUUUACGAUGUUCUCAAAGUUAAGCCUGGAACUGUCCCUGUUUGCCAUUUUAUUGGCAACAAGGCCGUUGCUUGGGUACCGAACGAUGAUGUCACUGAUUCUAACGGCCAUCCUAGUGUCUUCUAGAAGAUUUGUACAUCCAAGGGGCUCUCAUGUUUGGACUUUUUUAAAGUGAUAUAUGGGAAAAAACUAUGAUGUGAGAAUAUCAUAUCUUAUGUACAAAGUAUCGUCCAUGUAUUCCAAAUAAAACUAGUUCUGAACUAGUUAGAACUAUGGGUUUGUGUUUGUGAAUUGUUACAUUGUAUGGCCAGUCUCUGAUGUACUUUGUAUUUGAUAAUGUGCAUAAAAUUUGUUGUGUGUUUGAUGUAA